UAGCGCUGCACAGAGCGGCGCCGGAGCUGCCGGGCAUCGGCUUCCGGCGGUGCCUGCAUCAUGGGGGUGCGCUUCUUGGAGGCGGCUGCGAGGCUGCUGGUGGGCACUUGCCCGGGCCAAGCUCGGUUCCUGCUGUGGACGCUGAGCAGCUGCCGAGAUGGAGAAUCUGCAAAAGGGAGGAUAUGUCCUUACUGCUUCCAGUUCCUGGUUCCCGACAGCUACCGGGUGCGGCUCAAGCCAAAGAUGAAAGUGACACCACAGAUAGAGAAAAUUCUUAAGCGAGAGGCAAAGAACUACAAACUCAAUAUGAAACAGAUAAAGCUUUUGAAAAAGUAUAGGGACUCCAGAAGUGUUCUGCUUGUUACUUGUAACUCAUGCAACAAAACAACAAGAUUUUAUGGUAAAAGCAGAGAUUUUCUGGCUACCAAGACCCACAAUUUGAGCACCCCAACUGCUGAAUCUAGCCUGAAGACACCAGAUGUAAAAACCCAGUCUGCAAACAAAGCGACACCUGCAAGCUGCAGUAGAUUGGGAUCCAAAGGGAGCACUCCUUCAUCACUUCCCAGAACUUCUCUAUCUGGACGGGCAACAACCGGUUCCGUUUCCAGGACUCCACGAAGCUCCAAAUUUCACUUUACUAAGCUAAAACGGAUGCUUAACUUAGAAGAAAAAGAGAAAAGCCAGAAGGUGGAUUUGAAAAGCUUCCUGACUUUACUUUAGUUACUCUUUUUUUCUGUGUAAUAAUAAUUCCAGCUCUAAGUACUGUUCCAAUUUUAAUAUUUUAAUAAAUGAGCAGUGAUUUUCUUAUGAA
This is a messenger RNA of Coturnix japonica (Japanese quail), 811 nucleotides long. RefSeq names its product ribonuclease MRP subunit p24 (gene RMP24). Lineage: Eukaryota; Metazoa; Chordata; Aves; Galliformes; Phasianidae. The record is from RefSeq and is a predicted model, not a curated record.